AUGACACCACCCAAUUCCGAGGAUCUGUAUCUCGGGAAGUCCCACGCCGCUGGAAUAUCAACAAUGGUCCAGACCACGCGAGCCGCAAAAUACCGUGGCGUCUUGGUGGACAAUAAGCUGACUUGGAGGGACCAGAUUUUCCGUACAGCGGACAAGGCCUCUAAGAUGGUAACUCAUCUUAGCAGGCUAAUGGCCAACGUCGGCGGUCCCAAGUCCAGCAGGAGAAGACUGUUAAUGUCUACAGUCCAGUUCGUGCUCCUUUACGGGGCUGAGGUGUGGGCAGACGCACUAAAUAUUGAAUUUUAUCGGAUACGAACCGCCCGGGUACAUCGUCAAGCGGUGCUCCGGGUGUGUUCCGCCUACCGUACAGUGUCUGAGACUGCCGUCCUGGUUAUUGCUGGAGUCAUCCCAGUCAAGCUUUUGGAAGGAGCGCUCUCGUACGUACCAGCAAUGGCAAAACAGCUGGCAACAAAACACCCGUGGACGUUGGACUACCAGACUUAUCAAACAAAUCCAACCGUGGGUAGAAAGGCGGCAUGGCGAGGUAGAUUACUACCUCACAAUGUUGUUUAG
This is a messenger RNA of Homalodisca vitripennis (glassy-winged sharpshooter), 573 nucleotides long. RefSeq lists its product as uncharacterized. The transcript has a single exon. The record is from RefSeq and is a predicted model, not a curated record. The coding region runs from base 1 to 573 and encodes 190 amino acids. Lineage: Eukaryota; Metazoa; Arthropoda; Insecta; Hemiptera; Cicadellidae.